Messenger RNA from Capronia epimyces CBS 606.96, 1605 nucleotides. RefSeq lists its product as uncharacterized. Gene Ontology annotation, molecular function: poly(A) binding; poly(U) RNA binding; mRNA 3'-UTR binding. The transcript is spliced from 6 exons. The coding region runs from base 1 to 1605 and encodes 534 amino acids. Lineage: Eukaryota; Fungi; Ascomycota; Eurotiomycetes; Chaetothyriales; Herpotrichiellaceae. The record is from RefSeq and is a predicted model, not a curated record. Gene Ontology annotation, cellular component: ribonucleoprotein complex; cytosol; nucleus.
AUGCAGAAUCUCAAGGCUACCCUUCCUGCGUCGGGCCAUGUCGACAGUGAGUUGGGUGGAGUCAGUCGUCACGGAUACAACAGCCCUCUCAUGGUUCUGCCAUCUGGUCAAACAGUUCCACUCACCAACUUCUAUGGUCAACCCCAAACUUCAACCGGAGAUACCGGACCUCAGCUCCCCUACAUUCCCACUGGAAUGUUUCCCAACUUCAUUGGAAGCACGAGCAUGGGUGGUGCUGCUAUGCCGGGUUAUGGAUGGCCAUAUGCAAUGUCUCCAAAUGUCACUGGGUUUGAUGCAGCUCGUCGAGGCUCAUGGUCCUCUAACGAGGAGAAUGCUCCUGCUAGUCAGGCGGUUGCUCUCCAAGGCCAGUCAGAUUACUAUACUGGCUUUCCCUACAUGCCAACGGCCGCCACCAGCCAACACUACAUUCCGGGCCCCAUUCAACCCAUGAAAUGUCAAGACAACAAGUCGUACGAAAUGGUCAAUCUUGACGAGCUAGUCUCCCAUGAUCCGCCCAUCCCCCGUGCUGUGCCUGCUUUGUGGACCAACCAGGAGGACCUCAGCCUUGCCAAAUGUCUUCAGAACCCUGAAGGCAUCACUAACGUUUACAUUCGAGGCUUUAUGCCCGACACCACCGAUGAAGAUCUCGAACGCUGGGCGUCUCGAUUCGGUGAGAUUGAAUCAUGCAAGGCCAUCAUCGAACAGGAUACUGGAAAGUGCAAAGGCUUUGGAUUUGUCAUGUACUACUCACCAGCUGCCGCUGAGAACUGCAUCAGAGGGUUUUUCCAUCUUGGAUUCCAAGCCAGCUAUGCUCAGAAAUCUCGCAACUCUCGUCUCAAAGACCUCGAAGACAGGAACUCGACCAACAUCUACUGCACAGGGGUACCCAUUGAUUGGAACGAAUCGGACCUUGCCAAGCACUUCUUACCUUUUCAUGCUGUUUCCACCAAAAUUUGCCGUGAUGUCCCGUCGGGAGUCAGCAAAGAGGUUGGAUUCGCCCGGUAUUUCGAGAGUCGUGAGAUUGCGGAGCGUGUCAUCAAAGAGUACCAUUCUGUCCUGACCGAACACGACGGUGUCAAGCUAUUCCUCCGCUUUGCCGACACUAAAGCUCAGAAGCAGCUCAAACAGCAAAGUCAGGAACGCCGCAACUGGCGCAGCCGGGAAUACAGUUAUUCGGUCGAGCACACUCCAUCUCCCACUCUGACACGUCUUCAGAACAUGAAUAACCACAUCAGCCCAAGCGGAAGCUACCAGUCACCUGCUGGAACUAGCAAUGCUUUCACCCCAGCGACGUCAGUCUCUCCGGCUGAAAUGCCUGCCGUCAACAAGAGUGUGAACGUUGUUCGCGGCUCAGCAUGGCCAAUGCAAGGCGGACUCCAGUCCAUUACCAACACCACGACCCUUCGAACCAAUGUUCCGGCAACACCGGCUUCUCAUUCAUACAUCGAGAUACCUCCAAAGUCUGCGGCUAUUGUUCCAAUCGUCCCCGACGUGCGUGAAACCUCCAAGAAGACCAAAACUCCGAGCCCGAAGAAGGUCACCAUCCAGGUGGAACCAGCCAGCGGCAAGGAGAACGUCACCGGCAGUUCACAGUCCGCCAACUGA